Molecule: messenger RNA, 4671 nt
Organism: Wickerhamiella sorbophila
Lineage: Eukaryota; Fungi; Ascomycota; Dipodascomycetes; Dipodascales; Trichomonascaceae
Product: Formin BNI1
Exons: 1
Coding region: 1-4671 (1556 amino acids)
Biological process (GO): mitotic actomyosin contractile ring assembly; actin filament bundle assembly; barbed-end actin filament capping
Cellular component (GO): mating projection tip; cell division site
Molecular function (GO): actin binding; small GTPase binding
Source: RefSeq, a predicted model, not a curated record
AUGGACAGUCGCAGGCCGCUGCCAGACUCCCACAACCACAGGCACUCUUCGGCGCGGAGUAUAAUCUCGGUGACUCCAUCAGUAGGGUCGUCGGGGUCGUCCAAGAACGAUCAGUCCCAGGGCGCAACUCGCAAUACCAGCACGAGCACUAAUAUAUUACGACGGUUUGUGUCCCGGAACAGCACGGCUCAUGACAUGGAACCGAUGGAUGAUCAUGCUCGCUCAGUGAGCAGCGCCAGCAGCUACAGCCAAAGCGCUCAUCAGCAAAUGGCAACCCACCGCUCCGCCGACAGCCAGAAUUCUGCGCUUGCCCGAGUUAACAAUGCCAGCGAUGAGGAGAUCAACUCAAUGUUCGAGGUUCUGUUACAGAGUCGGGAUGCAGGUAAGACCCCAGAAAAGGGCCAGCGUCAAAUGCUAGCGUUCCCAGUAGAGAAAAAGCGCCUUUUGCUUCGUCAAAGCGCUUUGGCGGGCAGUGAACUUCCCAUGUCUGGGCCAAUUUCAUCAGUACCCACUCCGCAUAUAGGCCAUGGUCAAUCGAAUCUGCCGCCGGCAUCCACCCCUCUCCCCCAGGACGAACUUCCAGAAUACUAUGUACGCCGAAUUUUGGAGAAGAAAUUCGACACCGCGUUUUUAUCCAGUCUCAAUGUUCAAAUACGCACCAAGCCCGUUGGCUGGGUCGAACGGUUUGUGAACCAACAUCAGGGACAAAUCGCAAUGUGCACUGUACUGGCACAAAUCAACAAGCAGCCACCAGAGGCACUGAGCGACCGGGAAAAUGAAUACGAAUACGAACUCGUUAAAUGUUUCCGUUCUCUUUACAAUGUGGAAAAGGCUGCCGGACAGACGCUCCAUAACUUCAAAAUCAUCGACACGCUCUGUCGCUCCCUCAUGUCGAGAAGAGUCCAGACCCGCAGAACCGUCACGGAAUGUUUGACGUACGUGGUAUGCGUCAAGGGGCCAGACCUUGUUCUUCAGUCUUUUGACCACAAUAUGUUGAGCGAGCCGGAUGGACAACUUGUCGCCAACAGGUUUUCUCGCUGGAUCAAAGCCAUUAUUCGCAUGCUCGAAGGUAGAGGUAUAAUGGGCUCCAUGGUCGGAGCAAGCCAAAGCUAUCGAACUGGAGGUCUCUCUGCCGAGAGUUCCUUGAUCGAGUAUGGCCAGACAUCGCUAAUUCUCAUCAACCAAUUGGUCAGUAAAGUGAAUUGCGCAGAUCUCCACCGCAGACAGCAUCUGCGAACGCAGCUGAGAGCAGCCCAUUUGGAAGAACUUUUCCAGGUUAUGCAUAAUUCUGACUCCGACAAACUCGAGCUAGAAAUUGAAAAGUUCUGGGCCGCUCAAGCGGAGGACAUGGAAGCUUCUGAGGCCGAAAUGCGGGCUAGAGGCCACAAUAUAUCCGCGAUUACUGCUUCUAGCAAAGGGAGUGAUAGCCUUAUGGAGCUGUCACAAGUGCUACGUGAUAAGGUGCGAGGCACUGAGUCUGAGGGAUUGGUUCAAUCUUUACUCAGUCAUAUGAUGAUGGUGCGGGAUGAUCCAAACCGCGAAGGCGCGCUAGUCUUCAGGUUGAUGGAUGAGCUGGUAUCUCAUAUCGUCAUGUCGCGGGUUGAUGGUCAUAACGAUAGCACUGUUAUUACUUUCGGUGUUCAGAAGCUGCUGGAUCGGCUACUUAUCGACACUGAGGCUCGCCGCGCUCAUCUCGAAAAGACUGAAGCUCUGAGAAAAGCUGCCGAGGCGAAAGGUGAAAGAGAUGAAAUGGAAAAGCUGGUCAAGCUGGGUGCAGAUGGGAACGUCGGCCGUUUGCAGGCCCAAAACAAUGAGUUGAGAGCCAUGCUUGAUAUGUUCCGCAACAAGGCCCGUGAGCUUGAAACUGAACGUGAUGAAAUGAUCGAGCAGCAUCACCGGGCUCUUCAGACUCGUGAGGCUGAGGCCAGAGAACUUUACCUUAUGCUCAAAGAACAUGAGGUUCAGGUUGCAACUUCAGUCAAUGGUGGUGUUGAUCGUCGUCAGUUGAUGGAUCGCCUUGCUCAUCGGCUUGAAGGCUCUUUGAAAAAUACUAUUACUACGAAUAUCGAGCCUAGUAAACGAUUGAGGGAACUCCGUGAUCAGAUGGAGGCGUUGCAAUCGUUUGCUCGCGAUCUUGAGCUCAACGGGAGCGAUGAUGAAGAGGUGCCGACACCUUUACCUGCUGCGCCAACCUCUAAAAAGGAUCUCCAUGAAAUGCGUCUCAAAUAUUUGCGUCAAUUGGAGAGUCUCCAAUUGGAGUCAAAUGACGUUGCAAAGUGGAUUGCUGAAGGCCGUGUUCAGGAGCUCAUGUCCGCACUUAGUGAGAAAGAGAAAGAAGGGCGUUUUGAGCCUGCUGUAGCAGCUGCUCUUGAUGCAGUUGAGAAUCUUGAUCAGCCUAGUGGACCAAAGUCUGCAGGUGAGCCUUUGGCUGCACAAUCUAUUCGUCCGACCAAGGCCGCAGCAAUCAAACUUGAAGAGCUACUUUCUGUCCGUCCCAAGAUUUCUCCAGACUCACCAGAGCCAACCGGCCCUAUUUCUGACGACUCGAAACCAAUCGGUGAUACCGCGAGUGGAUCGAGUGCACCACUUCCGCCGUCUUCUGGAGGCCCCCCGCCCCCUGGUCCGCCUCCUUCAUCUUCAGGUCCGCCUCCUCCUGGUCCUCCGCCGGCACUUGGUGGUCCACCUCCCCCACCACCUCCUCCGCUUCCUCAAUUGGCAGGUGGUGCUCCGCCACCUCCGCCUCCGCCUCCGCCUCCUCCUCUUUCAAACAGCCCAGGUAUUGGGAGCGCCCCACCUCCCCUACCACUUCCAGGAAGCGGUUCGGCAAGUCCUGUUAUCGGUGGACCUCCACCACCACCUUUACCUGGUGGUGCUUUACCAGUGUUGGCCCAAGGGGGCCCAGCAGCACCUGGUCUGGGCAAAUUGCCAGCUUACAGGACGGGCGGCCAAGAAGCAGAGGACGAGGUUAAACCGGUCCCUAUCAGGAGAACUGCCACACAGCUCAAGAAGAUUCAUUUCGAUCGUUUAGAUACAGUUGCAGGCACAAUUUGGGACGGUGCUAAGCGUCCCGGCGAACCACAAAUGAUGGAGCUUUUGCGAAAACAGGGUGUUUUCGAAGAGGUUGACAAAAUUUUCGUUGCCAAAGAAAUUAAGCAAAUUCGCAAGAACAAAAAGAGCUCCGAGGCCAAGCUGGAGUUGCUGCCUCGCGAAAUCUCGCAGCACUUUGAAAUCAAUCUGCAUCCCUUCAGCUCGCUGGAUGUCGAUGAGGUUGUUUUGAAAGUACUCGUGUGUUCGCAGGAUAUUUUGGGGCAUCAGAAUGUUCUUGAAUUUUUCACCACUCCAGAUUGCAUCGAAAUUUCCAACACGUUGGCUCGUCAGUUCCAGCCCUAUGCUACUGAUUGGGCCUCUGGUGCAGAUCCCCAUAGACCAGAGAAGGAUCCGUUGACACUCGCCCGAAGUGAGCGUAUUUAUUUGGGGCUCUGCUACAAUUUGCAGCAUUAUUGGCCGGUUCGAAGCCGGGCAGUGUUAAUGUCGCAGACGUUUGAACGCGAGCACCAGCAGCUAUUCUCCAAGCUCAGUACGAUUGACCAGGCUUGCGAUGCAGUUAUGAACGCGGACAGUUUCCAAAAGCUUUUGACGAUUAUUCGUGAUGUUGGUAACUACAUGAAUAACUCUAGCCAACAGGGUUUCCGCCUGGGCACACUUGCUCGACUCGCCUUCACCAAAGAUGACACUAACAGUUUGACAUUUUUACAUUAUGUUGAACGCAUUGUCCGGAUGGGCAUGACACCCGAGUUGGAGAACUUCACUGUCGAUUUGGCGCCAGCUGUAGAGGCGUCCCGCUCUUCGCUAGACUCUCUCAAGCGCGAAUGUACACAAUUUAUCAACACAGUGAAGAAUAUCCAGGCAUCUAUUGAUGGUGGUAAACUAAGCGACCCGACGGUUUUCCAUCCCAAAGAUAAAUGUCUGACGGUAAUCCUGCCUGCUAUCAAGGUGGCCAGGGACAAGGCUGAUCUACUGAGUGAUUUCCUGCGGUCCACCUCGAGCAAGUUCGAAAAAGCCAUGCGUGCGUAUGGCGAGGACCCCACCGACCAGUCUUCUUCUCUGUCGUUCUUCAAAAAGUUUGCUGAAUUUGUUACAGAGUAUCAACGGGCCCGCCAGCAGAACGAAGUUCGCGAACGAGAGCAACGGCUCUACGAGCAGCGCCGCCAACUUGUUGAGGCGCCUAAAAAGGCUGAUGCACUCAAGGAUGGACCUCCAGCCUCACCAGAAGGCAAGGGCACUAACGUUGACGACCUGAUUGAGCGACUGAAAGCCGCUGCGCCGCCAUCCGGGGCGCGGGCCGCCCGCCGGCGGGCAGCUCGUCGUCCAGAACCGCGGUACACUCCACCAGACGAGCCCAGCAGCACGAGCUCAGAGUCCAGCAGGCCUGAGUCUGAAAGCAGUGAGCCGGCAAGCGAGCCCCUUCCUCCGUCGACUGGAUCGCCCAGCCGCCGACUGCGGACUCCACUCACCACCCCUGAACGGCCGUCGCCAUCACGCAGUGCUGCUGAGGUUGCUGAUAUUGGCAACCGCGCCGCGCAGCUGCUGAACGAGCUGCGCAACAAGCCAUCGUCGACGUCUGUGUCGCUGCAAGGAUCCCCGCUGCGGCGGUCGCCUAAACGCGAGUAG